Gymnogyps californianus (California condor) is the source of this 3123-nucleotide messenger RNA. RefSeq names its product tolloid like 1 (gene TLL1). Gene Ontology annotation, biological process: proteolysis. The record is from RefSeq and is a predicted model, not a curated record. Lineage: Eukaryota; Metazoa; Chordata; Aves; Accipitriformes; Cathartidae. The coding region runs from base 1 to 3030 and encodes 1009 amino acids. Gene Ontology annotation, molecular function: calcium ion binding; metalloendopeptidase activity; zinc ion binding. The transcript has 21 exons.
AUGAAAAUGCUUUGCUGGAGGAUGGCACUGUGGCUGGCCGGGUGGACUGUCUGUGGGAAGCCUCCCUCCUGCUCUGGCCUUGAUUAUGACUACACUUACGAUUUCACCGAAGAGGAUAAAGCUGAGGCGAUAGAUUAUAAGGACCCUUGCAAAGCCGCUGUCUUUUGGGGAGAUAUUGCCUUAGAUGAUGAAGACUUAAAAAUCUUUCAAAUUGACAGGACGAUUGACCUUACGCAGCACUCCAACGAAAGACUUGGCCAUAACACAGGUGGCUUUGGAGAGCAUGGAAUAUCAAAAAAACGAGGUGCCCUCUAUCAGCUUAUAGACAGGAUAAGAAGAUUUGGCUCUGGCUUUGAGCAAAAUAAUACAUCUAAAGGAAGAACUACUGUAAAAUUCUCAGGGAAAAAUGAGAAAAACCGAUUUCCCAGAGCUGCUACAUCACGAACAGAAAGAAUAUGGCCAGGGGGUGUCAUUCCAUAUGUAAUAGGUGGAAAUUUCACUGGCACCCAGCGCGCCAUGUUCAAACAGGCUAUGCGGCACUGGGAAAAAUACACAUGUGUUACAUUUAUUGAACGGAGUGAUGAAGAAAGUUAUAUUGUAUUUACAUACAGACCAUGUGGAUGCUGUUCUUAUGUGGGUCGAAGGGGAAAUGGUCCUCAGGCUAUAUCUAUUGGCAAGAACUGUGAUAAAUUUGGUAUAGUUGUCCAUGAGUUGGGUCAUGUGAUAGGUUUUUGGCACGAACAUACACGACCAGACCGUGAUGACCAUGUCACCAUCAUUAGAGAAAACAUCCAGCCUGGUCAGGAAUACAACUUCUUGAAGAUGGAGCCUGGAGAGGUGAACUCACUUGGGGAACCGUAUGACUUUGACAGCAUUAUGCACUAUGCCAGGAACACCUUCUCAAGGGGCAUGUUUCUGGAUACCAUUCUCCCUUCCCGUGAUGAUAAUGGUAUACGACCUGCCAUUGGCCAGCGUACUCGUCUAAGUAAAGGAGAUAUUGCACAGGCAAGAAAGCUGUAUAGAUGUCCAGCCUGUGGAGAAACACUGCAGGAAUCUACAGGCAACUUUUCUUCUCCAGGAUUUCCAAAUGGUUAUCCUUCCUACACACACUGCAUAUGGAGAAUCUCUGUGACCCCAGGCGAGAAGAUUGUUUUAAACUUCACUACCAUGGACCUUUACAAGAGCAGUCUCUGUUGGUACGACUAUAUUGAAGUAAGAGACGGCUACUGGAGAAAAUCACCUCUGCUUGGCAGGUUUUGUGGUGACAAACUGCCAGAAGUCCUCGCAUCCUCCGACAGCAGGAUGUGGAUCGAGUUCCGCAGCAGCAGCAACUGGGUUGGGAAAGGUUUUGCAGCAAUUUAUGAAGCUAUCUGUGGAGGUGAAAUCCACAAAAACGAAGGCCAGAUCCAGUCUCCCAAUUAUCCCGAUGACUACAGACCAAUGAAGGAAUGUGUGUGGAAAAUAACAGUGUCAGAAAACUACAAUGUAGGAUUAACCUUUCAAGCAUUUGAGAUUGAAAGACAUGAUAACUGUGCAUAUGACUACUUGGAAAUCCGAGAUGGAACGAAUGAGAACAGUCCUUUAAUUGGUCACUUUUGUGGCUAUGACAAGCCGGAAGACAUUAGAUCUACCUCUAAUACUCUGUGGAUGAAGUUUGUUUCUGAUGGAACUGUUAACAAAGCAGGAUUUGCAGCUAACUUUUUUAAAGAGGAAGAUGAAUGUGCCAAACCUGACAAUGGUGGCUGUGAGCAGCGCUGCGUAAAUACUCUGGGCAGUUACCAGUGCGCCUGUGAUCCUGGCUAUGAACUUGGUCCUGACAAAAAGAGUUGUGAAGCUGCUUGCGGAGGACUCCUGACAAAGCUAAAUGGGACUAUAACCACACCAGGGUGGCCCAAAGAGUAUCCUCCAAACAAAAACUGUGUGUGGCAGGUGGUUGCCCCAACGCAAUACCGAAUUUCAAUGAAGUUUGAGUUUUUUGAGUUAGAAGGGAAUGAAGUUUGCAAAUACGAUUAUGUGGAGAUUCGUAGUGGCCUUUCUUCUGAUUCUAAACUACACGGUAAAUUCUGCGGUACAGAAGUGCCUGAAGUUAUCACCUCUCAGUAUAACAACAUGCGAAUUGAGUUCAGAUCUGACAACACUGUGUCAAAAAAAGGCUUCAAGGCACACUUCUUCUCAGACAAGGAUGAGUGUUCGAAGGACAAUGGUGGCUGCCAGCACGAGUGCAUCAACACGGUAGGAAGCUAUGUUUGCCAGUGCCGAAAUGGAUUUGUGCUACAUGAAAACAAACAUGACUGCAAGGAGGCUGAGUGUGAACAGAAGAUCCAUAGUCCCAACGGCAUCAUCACGAGUCCCAACUGGCCCGACAAGUAUCCCAGCAGAAAGGAGUGCACGUGGGAAAUCAGUGCCACCCCUGGGCAGAGGGUCAAAUUGACCUUCAAUGAAUUUGAGAUAGAACAACAUCAAGAAUGUGCUUAUGACCACUUGGAAGUGUUUGAUGGUGAAAGUGAAAAAUCACCAAUUCUGGGACGCUUAUGUGGCAAUAAGAUACCAGAUCCUCUUACUGCUACUGGAAACAAAAUGUUUCUCCGCUUUAUUUCUGAUGCUUCAGUUCAAAGAAAAGGCUUCCAAGCAACGCACUCUACAGAGUGUGGUGGUCGGCUGAAAGCUGAAACCAAGCCCAAAGAUCUGUACUCGCAUGCUCAGUUUGGUGAUAACAACUAUCCAGUUCAGGCGGACUGCGACUGGCUACUGGUGGCAGAGCGCGGCUAUCGAGUUGAGUUAAUGUUUCAGACUUUCGAGGUUGAAGAAGAGGCAGACUGUGGUUACGAUUACGUGGAGCUCUUUGACGGUCAUGAUAAGACAGCUGUGAGACUUGGUCGAUUUUGUGGAUCUGGGCCACCAGAAGAAAUUUAUUCAGCAGGGGAAGCUCUUUUACUUCACUUUCACACUGAUGAUACAAUCAACAAGAAAGGAUUUCAUAUACGAUACAGAAGUAUAAAAUAUCCAGAUAGCGUGCACACCAAAAAAUAACACAAGAACCUCUAUGCCAGAAAAGGAGAGUGAGAAAGAAAGAACGCACAGUGGAAAGGAAGGAAGGUGUGUCUUUUUUUUUUUAAACUGAAG